GUAGUGAAAUAUUAAUCCUGCCAUAAAUACACUAUUAUCCCUUUUGCCCUUUUCCCUCCAAAAAGCCAUCCUACAUGCAUCAAGCCACGUAUUUAUAUACUAUUAUAAACCGCCACGUCACCUCUGGUGGGGUCCACUUUAAUGGCGCGCGCCCAUAGAACCCCAAACUCGACCCGACCCAAUACCCAGCGCCCGGGUCUUCCCGUAAUUAAACCCUUUCUCCAAGGGGCAAUUCCGUACUUUCAAGUAGCAGAAGAUUCAGUUCAUAACAGACAGCUCUGCCGAGGAAACAAGAGUUUAAUGUAAAACUCCUCAAAACCUCAAAAAAGCAAACAAAACAAAAACACACACACAGCUCUCUCUCUCUAGAAUUGCUUUUGACGCAUCGGAGAAAAAAUGGACGACGAAGAGAAAAUGUUGGGUUUGAAGAAGGCGUAUGCCGAUGUGUUGUUCAACAUAUCGAAGGAGGCUGCCGCUAGGGUUAUGUCGUCGGAGAAGAAGGCGGCGCAGUACCAGAACGAGCUUAAGACGUCGAAAGACGAGGCUUUGCGAAUGCUGAUGCGCCUCAAGCAAAUGAUGGAUUCGAAGACUAGUGAAGCGGAAGCUGCAUCGCUGAGUCAGCAGAGCAAGAUCGACGAACUCGAAGCUCAACUUCAAGAAGCUGAAGAUAUCGUAAAAGAUCUGAGAGAAGAGCUGGAAGAAGCCCAUUCUCAACUCGAGAGGGCUAAAAGGGGAAAUUCGCAUCAUCAUGCAAACGAGCCCAAAAAUCUCUCGUUAAGAGAACCCGGUGCUAGAAUAUAUGAAGCUGCGAUAGCUUCAUAUAUAUCGAACCCCGAUUUGCUUCCUUCAAUCAUAUCGAGACCCAAAGAUCCAGGACUGUACAGAAACGGUUGCACGCAGAGGAUCCGUGCGUGUGAGAGAAAUUCUGUGGAAACCGAUAAAGGAAUGGACAAAGAUAAUAAUAGUAAUAAAAAUAACAAACGAGAGAGCGAAGAAGAUGAAGAAAAAGUGCCGUCGACCAAGACUAAAACUCUGAGUGAACUCGAGGAGAAGCUAAUGGCGGAUAGUAACUGCCGAUCGUUUCUUCAGAAAAAGAAGAGAGCGAAUAGGCUAAGAAAAGUCGUGAAAAUAUCGAGUGUGAACGUAGAUGUUUCUGUUUCAGACAAGGAUGGUGGUGGUGGGGCCGGUCAAUCUAGGACAGCUCGCACGAUGUCCGAAGAUUCUUUAGGAGACGAAAGAAAAGCCGUCAAAGCUUUUGGUGGUGGUGGUAGUACUGUACUGCAGAAAGACGAAGGUUUGAAGAGAAAAACGGUGGAUGUUGAGAAAGUUGACGUGUCGGGGGCGAAUUCGUCUUAUACAACUGUAGGUGAAAGAGUCAUCAAGUACACGUUUCAAAGGAAGCGUAAGAGAGAGGCUUUGAGUGGAGGUGAAGUGAAAACCUCUGUUGAGGCAGAAAAGGAAACGGAAGUGAAGAAAACGGGCGAUCAGAAAAUGGGCGAUCAGGAAACGAGCGAUCAGAAAACGGAGCAGUCGAAAUCGAGCUUAUUGUCGAUGGAGUCUUCACGAGAGAGUAGGCGAUUGGCGCAAGUUGCGCGUCAGCUUAUAUCUUUGUCCGAGAAGAAGUGGUGGCAUUGAAGGUGGCUUUUUUUCCGUAUUAUGAAUACUUACAAAGAUGAAAAGCCGAACUCGAGACGAAAAUGUGCAUGGAGAUCUGACUUAGCAAAAGGUAACUGAAGAAGAGAUACA
This is a messenger RNA of Erythranthe guttata (spotted monkey flower), 1746 nucleotides long. RefSeq lists its product as uncharacterized. The record is from RefSeq and is a predicted model, not a curated record. Lineage: Eukaryota; Viridiplantae; Streptophyta; Magnoliopsida; Lamiales; Phrymaceae.